Messenger RNA from Plutella xylostella (diamondback moth), 2400 nucleotides. RefSeq names its product splicing factor 3A subunit 1 (gene Sf3a1). Gene Ontology annotation, biological process: regulation of alternative mRNA splicing, via spliceosome; mRNA cis splicing, via spliceosome. The record is from RefSeq and is a predicted model, not a curated record. Gene Ontology annotation, molecular function: RNA binding; protein binding. Lineage: Eukaryota; Metazoa; Arthropoda; Insecta; Lepidoptera; Plutellidae. Gene Ontology annotation, cellular component: catalytic step 2 spliceosome; U2 snRNP; U2-type prespliceosome.
UCGCUUGUGUUUAGUAUUUUGGAAUCCUCUGAUUUUAGUGAAUGAAUUAAAUAGCUGAGUUUAACAAUACAAUUAAGUUAAAUCGGAUAAGUUCGUAGCAAUAAUUCAACAGUUAAUAAUUAGCUAGAAGGCAGAAUGCCUUCGAUCGACGUGUUGCCCCCUCCGGGGCAGCCCCAGGAAUCGCCCCCGGAGGAGCCGCCGGCGCCCUCGGCCCCCAUCAUCGGCAUCAUUUAUCCACCUCCAGAAGUCAGGAACAUUGUUGACAAGACUGCUAGCUUCGUAGCAAGGAAUGGACCGGAGUUUGAGGCUCGAAUCAGACAGAAUGAAUUGGGAAACCCUAAAUUCAACUUCUUGAACUCGGGAGAUCCGUACCAUGCAUACUACCAGCACAAGGUUAAGGAAAUCAGAGAGGGGAGAGACAGUGGCGUGGUGGUCCCGGCGGCGGCGCCGGCGCGCGGCGUGGCCCCGGCGACCGCGGCGCGCCAGCAGGAGCUGCUGAAGGCCGCCGUGGCCGUGGAGCCGCCGCCGCCGCGCGACCCGCCCCCGGACUUCGAGUUCAUCGCCGACCCGCCCUCCAUCUCCGCCCUCGAGCUCGACAUUGUCAAACUCACCGCACAGUUCGUCGCCAGAAACGGCCGGCAGUUCCUCACCGACCUCAUGAAGAAAGAGGAGAGGAACCAUCAAUUUGACUUUUUGAGGCCGCAGCACUCCCUGUUCCAGUACUUCACGCGGCUGCUCGAGCAGUACACGAAGGUGCUGCUGCCGCCCAAGGAGCUGGUGUCGCGGCUGGCGGCGGAGGCGCGCGGCGGCGUGCUGGACGCGGCGCGCGCGCGGGCGGCGUGGCACGCGCACCAGGCGCGGCGCCGCGCGCAGGACGAGGCGCGCGUGGAGAAGGAGCGCCUCGCGUACGCCUCCAUCGACUGGCACGACUUCGUGGUGGUGGAGACCGUGGACUACCCGGCGGGCGAGCCCGGCGACUACCCGCCGCCCACCACGCCGCUGGAGGUGGGCGCGCGCGUGCUGGCGCAGGAGCGCGGCGACGACUUCCUGCCGAGCAACAACGACGACGACGACACCGAGAUGCAGAUCGAGUCCGACAGCUCCUCCGAGUCGGACGAGGAGCUGGCCACCAUGGAGGACCGCACGGCCGUGCGCGACCAGCCCGACACGCGCGUGCAGGACAUGGAGGAGGAGUCCUCCAGCGAGGACGAGGCGCCGCCGCCGCGCGAGCCCGCGCCGCUGCCGCCGCGCCCCGACCGCGUGCUCGUCAAGAAGUACGACCCCAAGCGGCAGCGCCCGGCGCCCGCGCCCGCCAGCGACGAGUGGCUCGUGUCGCCCAUCACCGGGGAGAAGAUCCCCGCGAGCAAGGUGGCGGACCACGUGCGCAUCGGCCUGCUGGACCCGCGCUGGCUGGAGCAGCGCGACCGCGCCGCCGCCGAGCGCACGGACCGCGAUGAGGCGCUGGCGCCCGGCGCCGCCAUCGAGGCCAGCCUCAAGCAGCUCGCCGAGCGCCGUACCGACAUCUUCGGAGUCGGCGACGAGGAGACAGCCAUCGGAAAGAAGAUCGGCGAGGAGGAGCGGCGGCGCGACGACCGCGUCACGUGGGACGGACACACGUCCAGCGUGGAGGCGGCCACGCGGGCGGCGCGCGCGCACGUCACGCUCGAGGACCAGAUCCAGCAGAUACACAAGAUCAAGGGGCUGCUGCCGGACGAGGAGAAGGAGAAGAUCGGGCCGAAGCCGGUGGCGGGCGCGGGGCCGGGCCCGUCGGGGGUGCGGGGCGGGGGGCCGCGCGCGCCGCCGCCGGCCCCGCCGCGCCCCGCGCCGCCCGUGCUGCUGCAGCCCAUCCCGCCGCUGAUGGUGAUCCCGCCGAUGGCGCCGCGGCCGCCGCUGAUCGCGACGCCGGUUGCGCCCGCGUACAGCUUCAGCGCGGUGGCGCCGCCGGGCACGCUGGAGGAGGACGAGCCGCCGGGCAAGCGCGCGCGCACGGAGGACGGGCUGGAGGCGGAGGGCGCGUGGCUGGCGCGGCACGCGGGCCCGGCUCGCCUGGCGGUGGCGCUGCCGGCGUGCCCGGAGCGCGCGGACUGGCGGCUGGACGGCCGCGCGCUGCCGCUCACCGUGCCGCUGUCCGCCACCGUCGCCGAGCUCAAGAACAUGCUGCACCGCGCCACCAACAUGCCGCCCGCCAAGCAGAAGCUGCACUACGAGGGCUUGUUCUUCAAGGACACGAACACGCUGGCCUACUACAACGUGCCGCCCGGCGCCGUUAUACAGCUGCAGAUCAAGGAGCGAGGAGGGCGGAAGAAGUAACACUAGGGAGAUUAAGGCAGUGGUUUAGUUUGAUGUCUAUGCGAGUUUUAAUUUCAAAGAAUACCUAUACAAUACAUUUAUUUAAGGAAA